AGACUGAGGAGCAGCAGCGUGGUGACUGUGAGGAAAAGCCAAAGGCUCCCUGAUCAGAGGGUGCUAAAUCUAUAUGAACUAACUGAGUCGCCGCCAAAAUGCUCGUUUUAUUUGAGACCGCAGCUGGAUAUGCUAUAUUCAAAGUCCUCGAUGAAUCCAAGCUGCAGCAGAUUGACAGUCUCUACAAGGAGUUUGAAACUCCUGAAAAAGCUCACAAAGUUGUGAAGCUAAAGCACUUUGAGAAGUUCCAAGAUACAACAGAGGCCUUAGCAGCUGCCACUGCCCUCACAGAGGGAAAAAUUGGCAAGAGUUUGAAGAAAGUGCUGAAGAAAGUUGUCGCCAAAGAGGCCCACGAGCAGCUGGCCAUCAGUGAUGUGAAGCUUGGUGGAGUUAUCAAAGAAAAGCUGGAUCUGAGCUGCAUCCACAGUCCUGCUGUGGCUGAGCUGAUGAGAGGCAUCAGGGGCCAGAUGGAGAGCCUCAUCACUGGACUUCCUCCCAGGGAGAUCAGUGCCAUGUCUCUGGGGUUGGCUCACAGUUUGUCCCGCUACAAACUGAAGUUCAGCCCGGACAAAGUGGACACUAUGAUCGUGCAGGCCAUCUCUCUUUUGGAUGAUUUGGAUAAAGAGCUCAACAAUUACAUCAUGCGCUGCAGAGAGUGGUACGGCUGGCACUUCCCUGAGCUGGGGAAGGUCAUCACAGACAACUUGGCCUACUGCAAGGCUGUCCGCAAGAUUGGUGCUCGCACAAACGUGGCCACUCUCGACCUGUCCGACAUUCUCCCCGAGGAAAUCGAGGCUGAGGUUAAACUGGCCGCUGAGAUCUCCAUGGGAACAGAGGUGUCGGAGCAGGACAUUGAAAACAUCAGUCACCUGUGUGACCAGGUAAUUGACAUCUCAGAAUACCGCACACAACUGUAUGACUACCUGAAGAACAGAAUGACGGCGAUCGCCCCCAACCUCACAGUGAUGGUGGGAGAGCUGGUCGGAGCACGUCUCAUCUCACACGCAGGUUCCCUCCUGAAUCUGGCGAAGCACCCAGCCUCCACCGUGCAGAUUCUCGGAGCAGAGAAAGCCCUGUUCAGAGCUUUGAAGACCCGCAAAGACACGCCCAAGUACGGUCUCAUCUACCACGCCUCUCUCGUCGGACAGACCACCGCCAAGAACAAGGGCAAGAUCUCCAGAAUGCUGGCAGCUAAAGCAGCUCUGGCGAUUCGCUACGAUGCGCUGGGAGAGGACACCAACGCAGAGAUGGGAGUGGAGAAUCGGGCUAAGCUGGAGGCCAGGCUGCGACAGCUGGAGGAGAAGGGAAUUCGCAGAAUCAGCGGAACAGGCAAAGCGAUGGCGAAGACGGACAAAUACCAGCACAAGAGUGAAGUUAGAGUAUACGAUCCAUCAGGUGACUCCACCAUUCCCUCCACGUCAAAGAAGAGGAAGUUUGAGGAGGUGGAAGAGGAGGAGGAGGCUGAAGAGCCCGUAACGCCGGCGGUCAAAUCCAAAAAGGCCAAAAAGGAGCCAGUAGCAGAAGUUGAAGAAGAAGAAGAAGAAGCAGAGGAGCCUCCCAAGAAAAAGAAGAAGAAAAAGAAGGACAAGAAAGCAGAGGCUGAGGAAGAACAACCAGAAGAGGCGGCGGAAGAGGAAGCAGUACCAGAGUCGACAGAGAAGAAGAAAAAGAAGAAGAAAAAGAAGGCGAAGGAAGAGGAAGAAGAUGACGAGUGAAGAAGUGCAGAGUGUACAUAUUUUCUGUUUUAGGUUUUAUGGUGUUUUAGUUUGUCUCGUACAUUCACAUGGACUAAGGGCAGUACUGUAAUGAGUGCCUGAUUCUGGACUUUAAAAGGUGUUCAUUUUAAAGAACAGCAUCAAAGAUAGAUCUCAUAUUUUAUAACUGAGAGUAAAGAGGGUUUUGUAUAAUGAGUUUGGAAUCUGCUGUCCCAUGUUUUUUAUGUUAACUCAUCUGUAUCAUACAUUUAUGUAUUAAUUAAGCACAAAGAUUCCCACGCCUCUAUUCUUUGACCAAGACUGAACAUCUGCCUGUGCGAAAUAAAACUUUUUGUUUUUGCCUAAA
Molecule: messenger RNA, 2061 nt
Organism: Notolabrus celidotus (New Zealand spotty)
Lineage: Eukaryota; Metazoa; Chordata; Actinopteri; Labriformes; Labridae
Gene: nop58
Product: NOP58 ribonucleoprotein homolog (yeast)
Exons: 15
Coding region: 99-1715 (538 amino acids)
Cellular component (GO): box C/D methylation guide snoRNP complex; small-subunit processome
Molecular function (GO): snoRNA binding
Source: RefSeq, a predicted model, not a curated record